CGACGCCGCGGUUUGCAAAGCCCACAGGCCGACAGCAUGUCCUCCUCGGGCCCCGCGGCGGAGGGAGAGGGAACCCCCGACCCGCCCGCGUCGGAGAAGGAGCCCGAAAUUCCCGGCCCGAAAGAGGAAAGUGAGGAAGAGGAGGAGGAGGACGAAGACGAGGAGGAAGACGAAGACGAGGAAGAAGAGAAAGAAAAGAGUCUCAUCGUGGAAGGCAAGAGGGAAAAGAAAAAAGUAGAGAGGUUGACAAUGCAAGUCUCUUCUUUACAAAGAGAGCCAUUUACAAUUGCACAAGGAAAGGGGCAGAAACUGUGUGAAAUUGAAAGGAUACAUUUUUUUCUGAGUAAGAAGAAAACAGAUGAACUUAGAAAUCUACAUAAACUACUUUAUAACAGACCAGGCACAGUUUCCUCAUUAAAGAAGAAUGUGGGUCAGUUCAGUGGCUUUCCAUUUGAAAAAGGAAGUACCCAAUAUAAAAAGAAGGAAGAAAUGUUGAAAAAAUUUAGAAAUGCCAUGUUAAAAAGCAUCUGUGAGGUUCUUGAUUUGGAGAGAUCAGGUGUAAAUAGUGAACUGGUGAAGAGGAUCUUGAAUUUCUUAAUGCAUCCAAAGCCUUCUGGCAAACCAUUGCCAAAAUCUAAAAAAACUUCUAGCAAAGGCAACAAAAAGGAACGGAACAGUUCUGGAAUGGCAAGGAAAGCAAAGCAAACCAAAUGUCCUGAGAUUCUGUCAGAUGAAUCUAGCAGUGAUGAAGAUGAAAAGAAAAACAAAGAAGAGUCUUCAGAGGAUGAAGAUAAAGAAAGUGAAGAGGAGCCACCAAAAAAGACACCUAAAAAAGAAAAACCUAAACAGAAAGCCACUUCUAAAAGUAAAAAAUCUGUAAAGAAUGCUAAUGUGAAAAAGGCAGAUAGCAGCACCACCAAGAAGAAUCAAAACAGUUCCAAAAAAGAAAGUGAAUCUGAGGAUAGUUCAGAUGAUGAACCUUUAAUUAAAAAACUGAAGAAACCUCCUACAGAUGAAGAGUUAAAGGAAACAGUAAAGAAAUUAUUGGCCAAUGCUAACUUGGAGGAAGUUACAAUGAAACAGAUUUGCAAAAAGGUAUAUGAAAAUUACCCUGCUUAUGAUUUAACUGAAAGAAAAGGUUUCAUAAAAACAACUGUUAAAGAGCUAAUUUCUUGAGAUAGAGGACAGAGACAGAUGACUUGUUCCAUGGAUUUAAAGAUUUCAUUUAUACCAUUAUACCAGCAAAGAGAAUGUAUUUCCUUUUCUAAAUCCUUGCAAGCAUUGUGUUGGUAGAAUUUACUGCUGACUUUUUUAUCUUGGGUGUUAACGUAAAUUUGCAUUUGCCAUUUUUUAAAUUGCAUUUCUAUGCAGUUUUUAGUUUAAAAUUUUGCAUGGCAGUAAUUGUUCCUUGCUUUUAUAGUUGCAUUUUGUACAUUUUGGAUUUCUUUAUAUAAGGUCAUAGAUUCUUAAACUGUUAUAGUUUUUAGUGCAGUUAAUAUUAGCUUAAGACAUUUUUAAUUGACUAGGACAGAAACUAUUAUAACUGGCAUUUAUACAUGCAGAAACCAAUGCAGUAUUUAGUAUAUGACAUAUUUUGAAUACAGCACAUUUGUCGGUGUAAAAACUCAAUGGCAGUGUGUUCAUCAUAUUAAGAAUGUGCAAGCUUUAGCUGUCCAGAUGACUAAAUUGGAACUUUUCUCCUGCAUGUAUAGAUAUGUCAAUUUGUCAGCAUGACGAAAGUGACAGAUGUUAUUUUUGUAUUUUCAAAAACAAAUUGGUUGUAUAUAGUUUUUUUUAUUUCUUUUGUGAGAUCAAUUUUUAAACCCAUAUAGAUAGGUAUCUUUACAGUUAUAAACUGAAAUGUCAGUGUUCAGCCAGAUGGUAUUACAGAGCAGUGGAAGUCAGAAUUCAGUAAAGAAAACACUGAAGGACACAAACAGAUAGUUCUCUACUUUGAAAGUGUCAUCGAUUUAUAGUUUUAGUUUCAAUUCUGCAACCAUUGUCUGUAGACACAUUUUCUAUUAAGGAUAAACCAAAAUCAACAGAACUUCAAAAAUUUAGGGAAAAUUGGGAUUAAGUACAAGAACAUUUGGCUUAUAAUAAAUGACUGAUUUUUCAUUAACUGCUUUUGCCCAUAUAAAAUGCUGAUAUUUAGAGGAAACCUGGACCUUUAUAAUUAUGACAAAAAGUACAAGGUGUAAUGCCAGAAUUGUGUAGGCAGUAGUAUCUCUGACAAAGUAUUUCUCAAAAAUGGUAAGACUUAUUUUUAACAUUAAAGAAAUUUAAUGUGUCUGUAGAAUUAUAACUAUUGGGUUUUAAAUUUUGGCUAAUCAGGAUUCUAGGUGAUUCAACAUAUGGGCCACCCCUGAAUGAAACUAAUUUGUCUUUUAAAUUGACUGUCUUAAUCAGUUUAUUUUUAUUAAAUAAUUUCUGAAUUUUAAAACAUGCUGCUUGAGAGAAUUAGGCCUUUUGAUAAACCAGUUGAGUAUUUAAAAUAAAAAUAUCUUUGCAUCAUAGAACAGAAAUAUGUAAACAUCUGUUGAUUGUUAACAGGUAUUUUCACAGUUUUGAUUUGUUUCUUGAUAAAGUUGUUAAGAUGUUAGGAAAAGAUACACUUAAUAAACGAAUGAAAUAAACUAAGA
Myotis brandtii (Brandt's bat) is the source of this 2642-nucleotide messenger RNA. RefSeq names its product DEK proto-oncogene (gene DEK). The transcript has 10 exons. NCBI's taxonomy places the organism in Eukaryota, Metazoa, Chordata, Mammalia, Chiroptera, Vespertilionidae. Gene Ontology annotation, molecular function: histone binding; DNA binding. The record is from RefSeq and is a predicted model, not a curated record. Gene Ontology annotation, biological process: chromatin organization; regulation of double-strand break repair. Gene Ontology annotation, cellular component: nucleus. The coding region runs from base 37 to 1176 and encodes 379 amino acids.